CUUAUCCUCUUCUUUCGCCAAGUGAGGCCAAUUCGUAAUCGUCUCAUGCUACGUAUAAGGAAUCUUUUUUCGUAACUUUGAUCUUCAUUACAAUCUUUAACUGGUGCCUGUCCAAACAAUGCUUGGCCACUUAGCGGCCCAGUUGCUGCUAGCACCGGUGCUGGUAGCAGCCCUUCCCAGGAGACAAGAAGUCACCACACCCCAAGUUUUAGUUAAGUUCGAGCUCAAUAAUACUCAAGAUGAGCUUGCUGUCACGGGACCUACUCUUCGUCUCGACAUUCUCGAGUCAACAUCUCCAUGUGGUUAUGGAAAUGUGACCCUCAAUGACCAAGCACUCGCGCAAGACGAGAAUGGUAAGGGGUUCGGACCAAUUACGACUGAGAAUGGCAACAUCAUUCUCGCUACCUGGGGAUUCACUUGUGUACAUCUUGAAAAUGAAUUUCAAGGUCAGCUUAUGACUUUCGAUGUAAUUUCGGUGGACGACGAAAAUGUUGAAGAUGUUGGAUUCAAUGUUCAAUUUCAACAGAUGGCACCUCUUUCGAUCUCGCUCGCCAAUGGCACCGGACUUUCUGUAGAGCUUACCACUACUACGAAGGUCAAGGACGAUGGUUUGGAUAAGGAUACCUCGACUUCCUUGGACGAUGAAUUGGCAGAAUUGAAGUCAAUGAUGCGACAACUUGCAGCACUUGAACAUGCGAUUUCCGCCAAGGCGCAGCAUAUAUCCGAGACAUACGAUUUCAGACAGCCGCACAGAUUCCAUUCAUUUUCCGAAUGUGACAGUCUCAAGUGUAUUGUGAAGACAAUGUACAGAAGAGCGAGGCACAUGGCUAGCCGACUUUAUGGGCAUGGCCCUGAAGGCCACGGCCCUUUUAAUCAUCAGGGCCCGGGACCUCAUUGGCCUUUACACCACGGAGGUGGAAAGCAUUUUGACCAUCUUCCUCUUUGGUCCCCACCGCAUCAUGGCAAACACGACAACCACUCUCACCCACACCCACCGCCUCAUAGUCCUCAUGGCCCUCCCGAUGGACCGCACCACCACCCGCCGCCCUUCUGCCAUUGUGGCCCCCCGCCGCCACCACCGCCCCCGCCUCCGCCGCCACCCCCGGGGUUCUUCGAUGGGCCACCCCCUUUCCACGGAGGACCACCGCCGCCGCCUCCACCACCACCACCACCACCGGCGCACCACGAAUUCCCAGGUUCUGACAGACCUCACAAACAUCCCAGACCAAUUCCCGGGUUCGAGAUGGAGGAUCCGUCCGAGAACCUCGAGGAUGAUGAGACCCGGCGACCAAUGCAUGUACCUGAGGAUGAUAUCGAUGCUCCGCCAGUCCUAACUCAUCCUCACCACCACUUACAACCCCCACCACCCCCACCACCCCCUCAUCAUGAAGGUGGCCCGCAUCCUCCACCUCCACCACCGCCUUUCGGUCCCCAUGGCCCAUUCGAAGCGCUACCACUGGUGCACAUCGGGGCUGUAGUAGUCCUCCUGGGCCUGCUAAUAAGUGCCAUCUGCACACGCUGCUGCACUGCGUCUCGCAAGAGUAAAUGUGCUGGGCGACGUCGAGCUGCAAAGGCCCGUCGCCACCGUCAUGGUGCUUGGGCUGGCCCACGUGCUCUCGGCCACAAGUACAGCGAAAUUCUCCGGUGGUUAAAGGAGGGCUUAAGGCGCCAGGAUGCCGACGAUGAGGAGAAGGAAGCCAUCAUGAGAGGAUUGCACGAGUCGGACAACGAGUACGAGGAAGAUGACAUCUCGACAACCAUGGAGCAGGAUAUCGCACAAUUCCGUGCCGUUGCUAGCGUCGUCGGCCAUUUGGUCGCUGCGGAAGAGGGACGUUCCCGCGAGUACCCCCGUGAGAUGCAAGAGCAGCGCAACAUCCCGACACCCCCGAGCCCGACCUCGGCGUUCCCAGACUACGCAUCGGUUGACGAGGAGCUUCCUGCCUAUGAUGCAGGGUCUGAGGACUCCGGAUUCGUUGCCGAUGGGUUCCGACCAGGCCACGGCAACUCCCGGUACACCCCACCCGAGUCGACGGAGGGAUCAUCGCUUGAUGAGCAUCUAGGAAGGAAGGAUUAGGGGACGGAACGAAUAGGAUAGAUCCAUCUCGGGAUGAUUUAAUCUUGAUGUAUGAAUAGGGACAUAUUGCUGCAGUGGUGGUCUCGGUCUACUGGUGCUUGGGUAUAUGAUAUCCGUACAGAGAGGUACAGGAGUUCUGGGAUAUGGCCCCAGGGUUUGUGGGCAUAAUAGCAUCUACAUCAUGGCUUUUUCUUUUUAUAUGUUUGUCUUUAACGUAGGUAGCUGAUUAAUGGAAGCUGAGGCUGAGGCUGAUCCUUUCUGUUAAAUAAGCUCAAAGAGUUUUCUUACCAAGUCCUCU
Molecule: messenger RNA, 2372 nt
Organism: Hypoxylon fragiforme
Lineage: Eukaryota; Fungi; Ascomycota; Sordariomycetes; Xylariales; Hypoxylaceae
Exons: 5
Coding region: 119-2074 (651 amino acids)
Biological process (GO): mRNA cis splicing, via spliceosome
Cellular component (GO): spliceosomal complex
Source: RefSeq, a predicted model, not a curated record